This is a messenger RNA of Acanthosepion pharaonis, 1350 nucleotides long. NCBI's taxonomy places the organism in Eukaryota, Metazoa, Mollusca, Cephalopoda, Sepiida, Sepiidae. The record is from the annotation of a GenBank genome assembly.
AUGUUAAAUGGUGAUAAUCUUUGUCUCACUCUCUCUCUCUCUCUCUCACUAUUUUUGGUUCUCAUUGUCUGUCUUUGGCUCUUCCCUUCUCUCUCUCUCUCUUCCCAUAUUUCACUCUCAAUUGCUAUGUGUUGUUCAUUUGCUAUUUAUUUAUCUAUCUAUCUAUCUAUCUAUCUGGAUCUUACCCUUUCAUUGGGAUUAUCUUAUCACCUUGUGGAAACACAAUCUUCCUUUCUGUAUAUCUAUCUACCUACCUUUCUGUCUAUCUACCUACCUUUCUCUUCCUUUCUCUCUACCUGUCUACCUUUCUCUUCCUUUCUCUCUACCUGUCUACCUUUCUCUUCCUUUCUCUCUACCUAUCUACCUUUCUUGUUCACUUUUUUAAAACCUAUCUUCCUUUCUCUCUAUGAAUUACCUCAUUCAUUUUCUUCUCUUAAAUUCUCUCUACCUAUCUACCUUUCUCUUCCUUUCUCUCUACCUAUCUACCUUUCUCUUCCUUUCUCUCUAUCUAAUUUUGCUUUUCUUUCUUUUUCUUUUUCUUUGCUUUUUCUUUUUCUUUCUUUUUAUUUUCUUUUUCUUUCUUUUUCUUUCUUUUUAUUUUCUUUUUCUUUCUUUUUAUUUUCUUUUUUUUUUUUUUUCUUUUUAAUUUCUUUUUCUUUUUUUCCGCUUUUUUCUUUUUUUUUUUUUCUUUCUUUUUCUUUUUCUUUCUCUUUCUUUUUCUUUCUUUUUUCUUUUUCCUUUCUUUCUUUUUUUUCUUUCUUUUUUCUUUCUUUUUCUUUUUCUUUCUUUCUUUUUCUUUUCUUUCUUUUUUUUUAUCUUUCUUUUUUUUUUUAUUUCUUUUUUCUUUUUUUUUUUCUUUUUCUUUCUCUUUUUUCUUUUUUCUUUUCUUUUUUUUUUCUUCUUUUUCUUUCUUUCUUUCUUUUUUUAAAUUCUUUUCUUUUUUUUCUUUCUUUUCUUUUUCUUUUUUUUCUUUUUUUCUUUCUUUUUUUCUUUUCUUUCUUUCUUUCUUUCUUUCUUUCUUUUUUUCUUUUUUUUUCUUUCUUUUUUCUUUCUCUUUUUCUUUUCUUUCUUUCUUUCUCUUUUCUUUCCUUUUUUCUUUUUCUUUCUUUCUUUUUCUUUUUUUUCUUUCUUUCUUUCUUUUUCUUUCUUUCUUUCUUUCUCUUUUCUUUUCUUUUUCUUUUCUUUUCUUUUUUCUUUCUUUUCUUUUUUCUUUUUUCUUUCUUUUUUUUUCUUUCUUUUCUCUUUUUUAAUUCUUUCUUUUUUUUUCUUUUUUUUUUUUUUCUUUUCUUUUUUCUUUUUUCUUUCUUUUUUUUCUUUUUUUCUUUUUCUUUUUUGCCAGAAGGAAAAUAA